Molecule: messenger RNA, 1811 nt
Organism: Pristis pectinata (smalltooth sawfish)
Lineage: Eukaryota; Metazoa; Chordata; Chondrichthyes; Rhinopristiformes; Pristidae
Gene: hoxd9a
Product: homeobox D9a
Exons: 2
Coding region: 9-806 (265 amino acids)
Biological process (GO): DNA-templated transcription; proximal/distal pattern formation; regulation of transcription by RNA polymerase II
Cellular component (GO): nucleus
Molecular function (GO): RNA polymerase II cis-regulatory region sequence-specific DNA binding; DNA-binding transcription factor activity, RNA polymerase II-specific
Source: RefSeq, a predicted model, not a curated record
AGCCUAAAAUGUCGACCGGUGGCACCAUACACAAUUAUUAUGUUGAUUCUUUGAUAGGACAGGAGACAGACGACUUGUACGCGGCGAGAUAUGCGCAAGGAGCCCACAGCACAGCUUCAAGGCCAUCAGGUGUAACAGACAGUUCAGAUUUCUCUUCCUGCAGUUUUACCCCCAAAUCAACCGUGUUUUCCAAUCCCUGGUCUCCCGUUCAUCCACAAUCCUCUGGCGCCGUUGCAGGGAUCUAUCAUCCUUAUAUGCAUCAGUCGCACCUUGGAGCUGCAGAUUCCAGAUACCCGCGCUCAUGGUUAGAACCCCUCUCCACUUCAGUCUCUUUCCCCGGAUUCCAUCCCAACGGCCGGCAUUACGGAAUCAAGCCAGAAACUCUGGCGGUCAAGAGGACUGAGUGCUCUUCCUAUGAGCUGCAAACCCUCAGCCUGCCCGAAUUCACGUGCAGCUCCUACCCAGAGAGCAGGGAGAAGCUUCCCAAGGAGCUUGGCUGCACCAGCUCCGAGACUACGAACAGCAGUGAGCACAAGGAGGAGAAACCCCGGCAACUUGACCCAAAUCACCCAGCAAUAAAUUGGAUCCACGCUCGCUCUACCAGGAAGAAACGUUGCCCUUACACCAAGUACCAGACGCUUGAAUUGGAAAAGGAGUUUUUAUUUAAUAUGUAUCUUACCAGAGACCGCCGUUAUGAAGUUGCUAGAAUUUUAAAUCUUACCGAGCGGCAAGUAAAAAUUUGGUUUCAAAACAGAAGAAUGAAAAUGAAAAAGAUGAACAAAGUGAAAAACAACGAAGAACCGUGAUUGACCAUCCGUUUCCUAACGAUAGAUCUGAAAACCGUACAGACUUUGUAAAAAGUGUCUUGUCCAUCUGGUGGUGCCUGGUCUAUUCGAAGCACGGUCUAUGUUCCCAGUGUUGUACUGUUUCAGAACAAUCCUGUGUUUAAACAACUGCCUUUUAUCUAGUGACUGUCCCUGAUUUGCUGCUAUGGGUUACAUUAAACAAAAUUUAAACUGAUGUCAGCACGUUAGUUGUAUUACGUUAGAACUUCGACGACAUUAUUAAGAUAUACUUGUUUUAUAUAGACAUAAACACGCACAUUUGAACAGUUUAUGUGCAACGUGUAAAAUUCCGUGUUUCUGCUGUAUUGCUAGAAUAAUGUUUAGAUAUAAAUUUAGAGGGAAACAAUACAAUGCCAUUUUAUGCAGUUUUAAUGCCAGUUCUCUGUGGAAUGUAAUGCAAACGUUGUACAUCAUUGUUAAUUUCCGAUGGAAUGAGACUAUCACUGUGCUGAUAAAGGCAAUGUAAUAUUUAUUUAUAAUGUUUCAGGUUAACUUCGCGAAGCAUCACGGUCACUCUGGAAAGACAUCUAGUCCUCGAAUAACUUAAAAGUGUCAUUGAACAAUAGGCAUUUGACUAAAGAACACAAAUAAAUAGAACUUGUUUAAAUUUUGUUACUUUUCCUGUGACUGUGGGAACCUUUUUUUUACUGCGUUUGGGACAAUCUGAAGCAAGUUUAGUUUAGCGACGUGAAUAAGAACCGCUUUAAUGCGGAGCCAAUGGCGUUGAUGUGAAUACUCUUAUAAAGAGCCAGUGACUUGGGUCAUUACAUAAGUCAAAUCCAUUGUAUUUAAUAAGAAAAUAUAAUUUCACCGUAGUUUCUGAUUUACUCCCGAUCCUUUACGUUAUUUAAUAGCUACCACAGAUGAGACAAUAAAAAUUAUACUGUGCUACAAAAGUCAAAAUGCUAUAAAUAAAAGAGGAAUGUUCCACUUAUGUACGCUGUUUUGUACCUCACUUUUGGUCAA